This is a messenger RNA of Capsicum annuum, 849 nucleotides long. RefSeq lists its product as uncharacterized. Lineage: Eukaryota; Viridiplantae; Streptophyta; Magnoliopsida; Solanales; Solanaceae. Bases 1 to 849 code for a protein of 282 amino acids. Gene Ontology annotation, molecular function: zinc ion binding. The transcript has a single exon. The record is from RefSeq and is a predicted model, not a curated record.
AUGAGAAAGGUUAUUGCGGUAGACGACACUCAUUUAUACGGCAAGUACGAGGGGGUGCUGCUAAGCACGAUUGAACAGGAUACGGAGAACCAUAUUUAUCCCAUUGCCUUUUGCGUCGUUGACAAGGAGAAUGAUGCGUCUUGGAUGUUCUUCUUUAAGAAACUAAAGUCUAUUGUGGUCGAUGGACCAUAUUUGUACUUUAUCUCCUAUAGGCACAAGAGCAUCGCCAAUGGUAUCGCGAAGGCAUACAACCAUGCUCAUCAUGGGUACUAUAUGAGACACCUAGGUGAAAAUCUCCGGGUAAAUUACCACUAUGGAGAACACCUCUAUCUAUUCUACAAUGCGGCAGAGGCAUAUUCUCCCAAGGAGUUUAGCGAUCAUUUUGUGGAAUUCAAGAACUACUAUCUCGAGGCAGCCUUUUUCCUCGAGCAUGAGCUUGGUUUUAAGAAAUGGAGCAGAGCAUAUUUUCCCGGCAAUAGGUUAGACGUGAUGACCACAAAUAUUACCGAGUUGGUGAACGCUAUGUUGAUUGUUGAAAGGGAGUACCCUGUGGCAUCCAUAUUCAAUUCGAUUGCCAAGAGGUUUGGUGUAAUAUUUAGGGAGAGGCGUGCCUACAUCCUCAAAUAUAAGGAUAACAAAUUUGUUCCUGCCACCGAAAAGAUCUUAAGAGACAAUAUGACCGAGGGCAACUCCUUCUAUGUGGAGAAAAUAAGCGGGGAUGAAAGGCAAUACACUGUGUUUGGAAGUGGCUAUACGACCAAAGUCGCCCUACUGGAAAGGUCUUGUUCUUGUAGGAAGUUUGACCUGGUCAAAAUACCAUGCGAUCACGUGAUGGUCGCUUUGCGAUAG